Molecule: messenger RNA, 1795 nt
Organism: Ceratosolen solmsi marchali
Lineage: Eukaryota; Metazoa; Arthropoda; Insecta; Hymenoptera; Agaonidae
Exons: 7
Coding region: 221-1228 (335 amino acids)
Source: RefSeq, a predicted model, not a curated record
GUUAUUUAUCAAGCGUCCACUCGUCCGAUCGACGAGUGGGUUGCCGUCAUCCAACUGGAACUCCAACCACGUCUGGGUCAAUACGGCCGAUCGCGUUUAUUUAAUUGCUAAGGAAAUGGUUUGCGCUGUUUAUACGAGAAUUUGUUGAGCAAUCAUUCCAGUGAUGAUGCAGUAUUUUACAAUAACUUACGGAUAAUUUUCAAUUCAUUGACCUACUUUCAUGGUCAAGGUAUCUUUCAAUUCUUCCAGUCUGAAAAUUCUUGCUUCAUCUGGCGGUAUAAUAGAAGAAAAUUAUCGCACAAACAUGCAGAGCAAACAAUACCUAUCAUUAUGCUUGGUCGCAUUGGUGUUGGGACAAGCAUUUGCAUUGCCCCAACAACCGCUUCAUCAGCAAAUCGAAGAGGCAAGAAAGUUCGCAGAGAAGCCGAACGCCAUGAAGAAAGUUGCUUUAGAUGACAUCGAGGACAUUAGUACCAACUCGAUUCAGGAAGGCGGCGGUACGGGCUUCUCCUGGUCGAACAUGUUGGGGAUGUUGAUGCAGAUGUUGCUGGGUCAGACCUCUGGCAUCGCCAGCCCCAGUAAGAAUGAGAUCGACGAGGGCGUGCCAGCUAGCCCUUGGGCCAACCUCCUCUCCGUCGGACUACGCGUACUCACGGCGAUCCUGGGCGGACCUCAGCAACAGGUCGACGGUAUCGACAAAGUCGAUAACCAGAGCAGCAGUCCCAUGCAGGGAAUUUUGACAGCGGUGCUGGGUGCGUUUCUGGGACAGGGCAGGAAUCCGGAUCAGGUGGCUGUGAUAGCCGGACAGGCGAGUGAGUUCAUCAAUAUCGUCAUCAAUCUUCUGGACGCCUUGAAGACGUCCUUCUCACAUCGUUCCUUCCAGGCUCGCUCACUCGGAAGAAAGGACACGGUUUCUGAAGCCGCAGUAGCCUCUAUUUCUAUGCUCAAGGGAUACGUCAGAUCGAUGAAAUCCUUUAGUAACGUUGGCCGCGCGGAAGAAGAGGGACAGAGAGGAUGUGCCGAGAGAGCGCUUUGCGAAGCCAGUGCAGAGUGCGCCGCUGACUCCCAGGGGACCACUUCCAUUUUCUGCCAACUUGGAUCGUACGCGACAAGUUAUCUUCUCCAGCGGCAAAGCGGCGUCGGUUUCGAAGCUUUAUACGAGGCGGGAAGACGCGGACGUUCCGGAGAGGAUUGCAGGACACUUUUUCUCGAUUGUAACGCCGUCUGAGUUGCAAUAGUGACAUGAAGCGCUCUCAUGCGCACCAACAAGCACCCACAUACAAAUCUCGACGUGACGCGAUAUUAAACUAAAUAGACCAUGUAAAUGAUCAUAUUAUCAUUAUCAUUGACAUCGCUUAUAUAUUAAGAUAUAUAAUUGUAGUUAUAAAUGACACGAGAAAAAAUAGAGAACCGGGCUAGAUAUUUUUCGGGGCAAUUAUCGACUGAUGCUAAUGGGGCUUUAUGAGGUUUUUUUUUUGCGAGCGUACGACUUUGUGAAGGAAAGUGAUCAAAUGGCGUCACGCGGUUCUAUGAAAAUCUUAUAAAAAUUUAGUUUUCAUUGUAAGAGUUUUUCUACAUAAAACAAUGGCAGACGUAUAAUAGAGGUUCGACAUUUUUUCGUGUACAUCCUCACAAAUAUUGAUAUGGAUGUUUUUAGACGAGACGACUUAAGACACUGCAAUUGAAAUUUAGAAGAGAAAAAAUAAUUUGCGAUAACUCAAAGGACGAAAUAUGUAAUCGUUAUGCCGAAAUUGCGAAGGUAUAGUUCAGGAAAAUAGAAAGUGCAAAGCUGAAA